Molecule: messenger RNA, 1536 nt
Organism: Venustampulla echinocandica
Lineage: Eukaryota; Fungi; Ascomycota; Leotiomycetes; Helotiales; Pleuroascaceae
Product: Zn-dependent exopeptidase
Exons: 2
Coding region: 1-1536 (511 amino acids)
Biological process (GO): proteolysis
Cellular component (GO): fungal-type vacuole
Molecular function (GO): metalloaminopeptidase activity; zinc ion binding
Source: RefSeq, a predicted model, not a curated record
AUGAAGACCACAGGAAUCUCCGCCACCGCUGCGAAAGCUCCCGACUUCAUCGAUUUCGUCAACGCUUCCCCAACCCCUUACCAUGCUGUUCAUUCGGCCAUACAGCGACUAUCAGCAGCCGGCUUCGAGGAGAUCAAAGAGCGCGAUAGCUGGUCGUCAACACUGGUGCCUGGCGGCAAAUACUACCUAACAAGAAACGGCUCUUCGAUCGUCGCCUUUGGUAUUGGCAAGAAAUGGAAGCCGGGAAAUCCAAUUGCCAUGAUUGGCGCACAUACAGAUUCGCCCUGCCUGCGACUUAAGCCCGUGAGCAAGAAGACGGGAGCUGGGUUCAUGCAGAUUGGGGUGGAGACAUAUGGCGGAGGGAUCUGGCAUACAUGGUUCGAUCGUGAUCUCAGUAUUGCUGGAAGAGCGAUGGUUAAGGAUGGCAAUGGGAAUUAUAUCCAGAAGCUUGUGAAAGUCGACCGGCCCAUCCUGCGCAUCCCGACGUUGGCGAUCCAUCUUCAUCGUGCCGCGAACUUCGAACCUAAUAAGGAGACGGAAUUGUUCCCGAUUGCCGGGCUCGUGGCAGCUGAGGUCAACCGGACGGGGGGAAAACCUGCGGCUGAUCAAGAGACAGAAGGGAAUGAUGAAUCAUUUCGACCGCUCAAGGUCCUCUCGGAUCGGCAUCACCCAUAUGUUGUUGAAAUAAUUGCAGAGCAUGCUGGGGUGGACGUUGAGGAUGUUGUUGAUUUUGAAAUGGUUCUAUAUGACACGCAGAAAGCUUGUCUUGGGGGAAUCAAUAACGAGCUAAUCUUCUCCGCUCGUCUGGACAAUUUGGGAAUGACAUAUUGCGCUGUGGAAGGCCUCAUCGAAUCUCUAUCAUCGCCUGAAGCCCUCGACGAUGAAUCCUCUAUUCGUCUCGUAACCUGUUUUGACCACGAAGAAAUCGGCAGCACAUCAGCACACGGCGCCGCGUCGAAUUUACUACCGGCUGUCCUUCGAAGACUCGCUGUGCUUCCUUCACACCAAAGCUCUGGCUCGGAUAAAUCCUACGAGAAGAUCUCCAAGGACGACGAAGUCGACAUAUCCACUGCUUAUGAACAAAGUCUUGCAACUUCGUUUCUUAUCUCUGCUGAUAUGGCCCAUUCCAUCAAUCCGAACUACACUCAAAAAUACGAGGCUGACCAUCGCCCGGAGAUGAACCAGGGAACAGUCAUCAAGGUCAACGCAAACCAGCGAUAUGCAACAAACUCUCCUGGCAUUGUCCUGCUACAGGAAGUUGCUCGUCGGGCCAACCCAAGCCAGGAUUCUACAACAUCUAGCGGGGUGCCACUUCAACUCUUCGUUGUCCGCAAUGACUCUCCGUGCGGCAGCACCAUCGGACCCAUGCUCUCUGCGGCUUUGGGCACAAGGACUUUGGAUUUGGGUAAUCCUCAACUGGCUAUGCAUAGUAUACGGGAAUGCGGAGGGGCGUACGAUGUUGAGCAUGGUGUAAGGUUGUUUGAGUCGUUCUUCGAGCAUUUCUCGGAGCUCGAAGCUAAGAUAUUAGUUGACUAG